Seriola aureovittata is the source of this 2529-nucleotide messenger RNA. RefSeq names its product zygote arrest 1 (gene zar1). The transcript is spliced from 4 exons. Lineage: Eukaryota; Metazoa; Chordata; Actinopteri; Carangiformes; Carangidae. Gene Ontology annotation, cellular component: cytoplasm. Gene Ontology annotation, molecular function: mRNA base-pairing post-transcriptional repressor activity. The coding region runs from base 1299 to 2297 and encodes 332 amino acids. Gene Ontology annotation, biological process: translation. The record is from RefSeq and is a predicted model, not a curated record.
CACCGUCGUUCAUAAAGAAAAACCUGGAGAGACGAGACACUGUCAGCGACACCCAGAGUGACUGAGGAGGAAAGGUGCUUCUGUCAUAAGCUUCAUUCAUUCAACGUAAACAUGAUUCAUGUCUUAAUAUAUUGAUUAAAAAAAAAAAAAAAACACCAAAAUGUUUGAAGACAUUGUUGUAAAGUGAAAGUGACGUUAACCAUCACACCAUCAGCUGCAGUUAGUUUCAGAGCUUUAACCCUCUGAGGUCGAUGUUGUUAAUAGAAAUAUAGUUUCUGUAAUGAUGUUGGACUCUGUCGACUCUCCGCUUUCCUCUUCAUAUUCUAGUGAGCUUGAACGUGACUCACAGGCGGAGCUGAAGGGCCUCUAGUUGGAUUGACAGACAACACUUUUCAUUUUAGGCAUUUCUCAUUAAUGAUCGACCGAUAUGAGUUUUUCAGUGGCCGAUGCUGAUAUUUAGAGAGCAGGGCGGACGAAAUCUUUUAUUCCCCCGAGACUCAUAAAAUACAAGAAUUUAACAACAAUAACAAAUAAGACACAAAAUAGCUGAAUGUAACAUUUGCUGAACAUUUAUUGAACACUGUUGUUUGAGUUGUCUGCAAAUAGAUCUGCACUUAUUUUAAAUUAAACAAUCUUAACUUAAUUGUCCACAGGUAGAUGGUGAAAAGUCAACAACUUAUGAAUGAAGUUUUAGUGCACAGAGAACAAAAAGGUGUAAACUUACAUUAAUAAAUAAACAAUAUGAGUAUUGUGCAGAAUAGCAGCAUCUCUUUAUCUUCAGUUACAGUCCCAUUUUUUGUUUACUCGGCCUCAUGAGCAUAAAACAAAUUCAUCCACAUCAGUAAAGGUUUGUUUUCACUAGAGAUUUGAAGAAUAAAAAAAAAAACUCGGCUUCAAUUUUUCAGUGUUUGGGAAAAAUUAAAUAAAGGCGCCUCGUUGCAGAAGGAGCUGAGAUCUUUCUGAACAUUGUGAUAUGAAACACUUGGUUAUUUUCUUAUAUGCAAGUACCUUAAAAGGGUUAAAGCUGUGUGUGCGUGUGUGUGUGCGCGUGUGUGUGGCCAGUCCAGUGUCUGUGCUCCCUAAACAGGCUGAACUAAAUGUAAAAUCUGUUCAUAUUAUAAACAACUGUAACAAGAAAAAUAAAAGCGGUGAAACUUGUACACCUUCGUCACGUGUGCGGUGUCUUUGAUGAGAGGAGAGAAGCUCCACACCUGACCAGCAUCAGGCUUAAUGGAGGGCGCGUGUAACCCAGUCUAUUUAAAUGGCCACACCUGACAGCUGUUGGUUGGUUGAACAAAAUGGCAACGUAUGGUGACGAGCCAGUCGACAGCUAUUUCUAUUCCUCUUACAACCCCUACACGGGCAGAUACCCCAGAGCUAAAGACGCCAGGUGGAAGUAUAAAAGUUACCUGUCCCAUCACUAUGGGGACACCGACGCCUUUAACAACCACCAGCGCGCGCAGCUCAAGUCCAUCUUAUCCCAGAUCAACCCCAAACUCACCCCGAGGCUCCGGAAGGCGAACACCAAGGACGUGGCGGUGCAGGUGAACCCUAAGAGAGACGCCUCGGUGCAGUGCUCCAUCGGUCCGCGGACGCUCCUGUCCAUGAAGCGGGACUUCCGGCGCAGAAGGAGGCAGGAGCCCGGCGGAAGCGGCGGAAGCGGCGGGAGUGGCAGCAGUCCCAAGGCGGCGGGGGGCGGUGUGCGUUACCCCCGUAACCUCGCCGUGUACUCCCCUAUCGCAUACAGAAGCGUCACCUCCUUCCUGGUGGAGGACGACGACAACAACAACAACAGUAAGGAAGCCUCCUGCGGGGAGGCGCAGCCCGGUGACCCGCCCGAGUCCCCGGGGAAGAGGCGCGAACACACUCAGCCUGCUGAGGAUGAAAAGACCCAGAAGCUCCCGGAGCAGCGCGACAAGCUCAAGUCCAAACAGGUGAAGAGCGACGAUGAGAGUUCACAGGACAAGGCUCGCGUGCGGUUCCAGUUUCUGGAACAGAAGUACGGAUAUUAUCACUGCAGAGAAUGCAAUCUGCGAUGGGAGAGUGCCUAUGUGUGGUGCGUUCAGGGCACCAACAAGGUUUACUUCAAGCAGUACUGUAGGAAAUGCCAAAAGGACUUCAACCCGUAUCGUGUUGAGGACAUCACAUGUCACACUUGCAACAAAGCACGUUGUUGCUGUGCAAUAACACAACGCCACGUCGACCCCAAACGGCCCCACAGACAGGACUUGUGUGGCAGAUGCAAAGGCAAGCGUCUCUCCUGUGAGAGCACGUUCAGCUUCAAAUACAUCAUCUGAGGGCCAGCUCCACUGAACUCUGCCUUGAAUACAUCAGUACAAGUCCUGGGGGGGGGGCAUCUCCGGCCCAGUGCCAUAUUCACAGAUGGAAUAAUGACAUCUUUGAUGUAGAGCAAAUAUACAUUUUGAUGUUUCACUACUUUAUUUCAUGCCUGUUUUUUGUGUUGAUGAAAUUAAUGGUAAGACCCAAUGUAAUAAAUGCCAACCAUGCACUCAAGUGUUUUCACUCUGU